Hypomesus transpacificus is the source of this 761-nucleotide messenger RNA. Its product is annotated as tight junction-associated protein 1. NCBI's taxonomy places the organism in Eukaryota, Metazoa, Chordata, Actinopteri, Osmeriformes, Osmeridae. Bases 45 to 536 code for a protein of 163 amino acids. The record is from RefSeq and is a predicted model, not a curated record. The transcript is spliced from 5 exons.
ACCACCAUCACCAUGACGAUCACCACCAACUGGCAGCACUCAUCAUGAAGCCAGGCUCUUCCAGCUCCUCCAGUCAGGACGAGCAGCAGGCCAGCUGCAGAGGCUCUGCUUCAUCAUUACAUAAGACACAGGAUAAAGCCUCUGAGAUAAAAGGAAUAAUGAUGCUUCAGGAGCAAAACCAGGAGCUGCAUCACAGUCUUCUGCAGACGGCCAUGAGGAUGGAGUGCAUGGGAGAGGAGUUCAAGAGCAGUCACGAGCUCCUGGAGUCAGAACUGCAGAGGACCCACGUGGAGCUGAGCAGCCUGCUAGAUAAAUUCAAAAGACUCCAGGAUAACUAUUCCUCCACCCAACAGACCAACAAUCUCCUGGAGCGUAAACUGCAUUCAGUGGCUCAGAACAUGGAUGGGGAACGUGAGCGUCUCAAUCAGCGCAUCUUGGUCCUCACGGAUCAGCUGGCCAAAGCCAGGAUCACCAUCCACAGCAUGGAGAGCAUACACGUGAGAACGCCCUCCCCUCCUCCUGACCAACACAGCUAGCUGAAACAAGAGACAACCCAGAACGCGUGGAGCGGCAAAGUACAAAGACACACACACACACAGUAGAUGUUAGUUAACAGCAAAACGAGUUGAAGUGAUGGAACCUGUGAUCCUGGCCUGCUUGUCUUUGUCGACUGUUGAACUGUUGAUUGGCUUAUUGAAAAUCAAAUCGGAUUAAUUUGAUUUCAGAUGGAGUCUGGGUGGUCACACUGUUGACAAUCUGUU